AUGACCACUCGUGCAAUACACCUGGAAGUCGCACCGUCACGAGAAACUGACGAUUUCAUUAAUGUUUUGCGACAAUUUAUCGCCCGACGUGGAACCCCGAAAGAAAUACGAACGGACUGUGGCACGAACUUCCGUGGGGCUGAUAAAGAGUUAAAAAGUGCAACGAAAGCUUGGAGUGAAGAUCGUCUUGAAGAUCAAUUAUCCCAGCGAGGAAUUGACUGGAUAUUUCACCCACCGAAUGCACCGCAUUUCUCUGGUGUGUGGGAAAGGCUAAUAAGGGAGACAAAACGUGCACUGAAAGCAAUCUUCGUCGCUUGA
Paramuricea clavata is the source of this 318-nucleotide messenger RNA. Lineage: Eukaryota; Metazoa; Cnidaria; Anthozoa; Malacalcyonacea; Plexauridae. The record is from the annotation of a GenBank genome assembly.